AUGAGAACGACUCGAAACUGUUCAUUUCAUGUGAACUGCUUCAGAUGUAUAACAACUGAUGAUGACAACAAUAAAAACUCCAUGUUGAAUUUUAAAUCGACAAAAGCUACAUUUGGCUCGGCUCAUGCUGUGUUUUUGGAUGUACACAAAGAAAAGUUUUCAGUUAAACGGAAGAUCAUGUUAAGACUCUUCAGAGUUUGGGUUAAGAUGAAUAAACAUUUAACAAUGAACGUGAGCUGUCAAGAGAUGGCUCACAAACAAAGAAGAAGAAGAAAUGAAGCACAAGAAAGAAACGAUUUUGUUGAUUCUUCGAUGUUAAAUGUUGAUGUCAAUGAAUUUCAAGUUGAAAAUUUAGAUGAAAUAAGAGCUGAACUCUUCUUUAGACCUAAGUCUUCUUAUGUACAUAAAUGCCAUUUUUUACCCAAAGGAUUGGAAUUCAGAAAUUUUUAA
This is a messenger RNA of Clunio marinus, 450 nucleotides long. The record is from the annotation of a GenBank genome assembly. NCBI's taxonomy places the organism in Eukaryota, Metazoa, Arthropoda, Insecta, Diptera, Chironomidae.